AUGUCUCAACCCCUGUGUGCACCAAACCCCAUCAGAACUACUGCUGUAGGAGCAAAGGAGGAGCACCAAACCCCAUCAGAACUACUGCUGCAGGAGCAAAGGAGGAGCACCAAACCCCAUCAGAACUACUGCUGCAGGAGCAAAGGAGGAGCACCAAACCCCAUCAGAACUACUGCUGCAGGAGCAAAGGAGGAGCACCAAACCCCAUCAGAACUACUGCUGCAGGAGCAAAGUUUGGGGGUUGUAGCUCUGGAGCCACGGACACAGUCACAGCUGUUGGACUCAGCACAGGACUAUUUCUGUGAUCUCUCUCUGGAUCCAAACACAGUGAACGGAAACCUCAAACUGUCUGACAACAACAAGAAGGUGACACGUGUGACAGAGAAGCAGCCAUAUCCAGAUCAUCGGGACAUAUUUAACAUCUGGUCUCAGAUUCUGUGUUCCACUGGUCUGACUGGUCGCUGUUACUGGGAGGUCCAGUGGAGUGAAAGGGUUUCUAUAUCAGUGUCUUACAGAACAGUCAGAUGGAAAGGAGUCGGUUUUGACAGUUUAUUUGGACAGAAUGAUCAGUCCUGGAGUCUGGAGUGUUCUGAAGGUGGUUUCUAUGUUUGUCAUAAUAAGAAACAAACCCUCCUCCCUCAGCCCCGCUCCUCUUCUGGGAGAGUAGCAGUGUUUGUGGACUGUCCUGCUGGCUCUCUGUCCUUUUACACAGUCUCCUCUGACCAGCUGACCCACCUCCACACCUUCACCACCACAUUCACUCACACUCUGAUCACUGGGUUUAGACUCUGGUCUGAAGACUCCUCAGUGUCUCUGUGUGCUCCGACAGACUCACUCUCCUCGUUGUAAAACAGUCUGACAUUUUUCAUCCAUUUUUACAUCGUUGAACAAAAAAAGUGAUGUUAAUAGUGGAGUUUGACAGGAAUAGAGUGCAGACAUGAGCCUCACUUCAGCAUCUGGAUGAAGAUAAUUGGAUCAUUUCAUGCCAAAUCUCCAAAAGCCCCACUUGACUACCUCAGAUUGACUGAAAAAAUUCUAGGAGGUUC
Molecule: messenger RNA, 1046 nt
Organism: Boleophthalmus pectinirostris (great blue-spotted mudskipper)
Lineage: Eukaryota; Metazoa; Chordata; Actinopteri; Gobiiformes; Gobiidae
Product: stonustoxin subunit beta-like
Exons: 2
Coding region: 1-849 (282 amino acids)
Molecular function (GO): protein binding
Source: RefSeq, a predicted model, not a curated record